Messenger RNA from Aspergillus terreus NIH2624, 1083 nucleotides. RefSeq names its product F-box protein. The transcript has a single exon. Gene Ontology annotation, molecular function: protein binding. NCBI's taxonomy places the organism in Eukaryota, Fungi, Ascomycota, Eurotiomycetes, Eurotiales, Aspergillaceae. The coding region runs from base 1 to 1083 and encodes 360 amino acids. The record is from RefSeq and is a predicted model, not a curated record.
AUGUUCAAACUCCUGCCUACGGAGCUUCUGCUCCACAUAUUUCGCUCGUGCGACUCGAUAACCGACAUCAUAAGCUUGACCUCCACCUGUCGCCGACUCCGCCAUGUCUUCAAUCAGUCGAACAAACUGCAAAUUCUGCUGGACAUCGCCGAACACGAGUUCGGACCUCUGGACGACAUCAUCCAGAUCGUGACGCAGAACUCAAGUCAACCGGCCCAUCAGAUCCGCACAGCCCCCAUAACCGUCGCAUUGUUCAAACAACUCGCGCAGAUCGGCCGCGUGGCCCACAAGUGGGAGGCGAUCUACCCGGUCAAGAAAUGGAAGAUGGACUACGAAAACCGGCGGUCAUUGACGUCCGACGAGAGGUAUCGUCUCCGACGCGCGCUGUACCGCUUGUGGCUGUAUCACCGCGCGUUCCACGUGCGUCUCUACGAUCGCUUCUCCCGCAACCUCCUCCAUGUCAUCACGGAGCGUGCGCGCCUCCUUCACAACUGGUCGACCGCGGAGCUGGCUGAGAUCGAGGACCUGCGUCUGGUGAUCUGCGACGUGGUGCAGAACCACAUCUGUCCCAGCAAUGGCACCAUCCAGCGCAAGUUCCGUAAACGUUAUCCGGAGAGUAACCACCAGCUGACGUUCAACAUCCACCUCAACUACCCGGUCGAUAGUGCUCCUACGAGUGCCUACGGGUUCCUGGGAAACACCACCACACCCUCAGUCGACCAGUAUUUCCACACGGCACACCCGACCGGUUCUGUAGAGUCGCAGGCGAAAUACAGAUCCCGGUUCCGGAACGACUUCUUCCAUGACCCCGGCUUUGAGGGCUGGGGCGACGAGAUCCCGCAUUAUUACGUCGUGCAAGAUAUGAUGAAGCUCGACCCGGGCCAGAUCCUGUGGCUGCGUGAACAUGCGCCCCUGAAGGAGCAGGUCGAGGCUUUUGUGCGUUCGCUGGGAGACUGGUUCCGGGACAAUGGCGAGACGUUUGGGGAGACGUUUGAAUGGGUGAUGAAGGAGAGGGGGGACGAUGUUGCUGAGGUGAGAAUGGCCAUUGCGGACCGCGAAUUAGGGAUCGUGUGCGAGGAGUAG